Molecule: messenger RNA, 487 nt
Organism: Aspergillus candidus
Lineage: Eukaryota; Fungi; Ascomycota; Eurotiomycetes; Eurotiales; Aspergillaceae
Exons: 3
Coding region: 68-337 (89 amino acids)
Source: RefSeq, a predicted model, not a curated record
GACAGAUUGAACACCAUAAAGAAAGAGUGAAAGAAAAGAAUAGGAGAGAAAGACUAAGGGGGAGAAAAUGAAAGAAGAACAAAAACCCAAAGUCCACACCCCCGGCGUCCCGGUUCCGCCGUCUGCGCGCCGCACGCAGAGACCGCCUCUAUCGGGGAUGGGGGUGAGGGAUAUUCGUCAGACGAAGGAGUAUAAGGUUGCUGCGAGGCGGUGGCUUUCGACGAUCGUGGCGUUGCCGGUUUUUAUGUAUACUUCUUGGGUGUUGUAUGAGAGGACAUACGGGGAUAAACAGCAGAAACGGUUGAACGAGGGGAGUGGAAACGAGAGUGCAGAGUGAUCGAUUUGACUGAUUGAUUGGUUCUGUAUCCCAGUGGCUUUGAUUUCUUUUUGGUUUGUUGAAUGGUCAGUUUGUACUAUAGCUACUAUAUUUUAUGGAUGUAUAUGUAUAUGUGUAUGACUACGGUAGAGGAGUUGUAGCAUGUGAUUC